AUGGGAGAAUACAAUACCCCAAACCCAGUAAACUGGGUUGUAUGCUUAGCUGGUUUUUGCCUCAGCCCAGUUGUUCUGUUUUUCUUUUUAGUUGCACAACCCAGUUGUUCUUGGUUCUUUGCACCAGGCUCAGCAACAGCAGCUACAACAGGUUCAGGCUUCAGCAGCAACACAGCAGCAGGCUCAGCAGUAGCAGCAGAGACUCAACAGCAGCAGCAGCACCAUAAGGCACAGAGCAACAACAGAAACAACAGCAGCUGCAGCAGCUCAGCAGGCAGCCAACAACAGCAGCAACAGCAGCACCAGGCAGCCAGCAACAACAUCAAGUCAGGCAGCAACAGGCCAGCAACAAGGUGGCAAGCCCAAUGCCCAGUUGUUCUGUUUUUCUUUUUAGUUGCACAACCCAGUUGUUCUUGGUUCUUUGCACCAGGCUCAGCAACAGCAGCUACAACAGGUUCAGGCUUCAGCAGCAACACAGCAGCAGGCUCAGCAGUAGCAGCAGAGACUCAACAGCAGCAGCAGCACCAUAAGGCACAGAGCAACAACAGAAACAACAGCAGCUGCAGCAGCUCAGCAGGCAGCCAACAACAACAGCAGCAACAGCAGCACCAGUUGCACAACCCAGUUGUUCUUGGUUCUUUGCACCAGGCUCAGCAAACAGCAGCUACAACAGGUUCAGGCUUCAGCAAGCACACAGCAACAGGCUCAGCAGUAGCGCAGAGACAACAGCAGCAGCACCAUAAGGCACAGAGCAACAACAGAACAACAGCAGAGCUGCAGCAGCUCAGCAGGCAGCCAGCCAACAAAACAGCAGCAGCAACAGCAGCAGGAGCAAAAAAAUAG
Messenger RNA from Papaver somniferum (opium poppy), 843 nucleotides. RefSeq names its product ras-interacting protein RIP3-like. The record is from RefSeq and is a predicted model, not a curated record. The transcript is spliced from 3 exons. The coding region runs from base 1 to 843 and encodes 280 amino acids. Lineage: Eukaryota; Viridiplantae; Streptophyta; Magnoliopsida; Ranunculales; Papaveraceae.